This is a messenger RNA of Malassezia pachydermatis, 5001 nucleotides long. RefSeq names its product gcn2-ser thr protein kinase. Gene Ontology annotation, biological process: DNA damage checkpoint signaling; regulation of translational initiation by eIF2 alpha phosphorylation. The coding region runs from base 1 to 5001 and encodes 1666 amino acids. Gene Ontology annotation, cellular component: cytosol. Gene Ontology annotation, molecular function: protein binding; eukaryotic translation initiation factor 2alpha kinase activity; ATP binding. NCBI's taxonomy places the organism in Eukaryota, Fungi, Basidiomycota, Malasseziomycetes, Malasseziales, Malasseziaceae. The record is from RefSeq and is a predicted model, not a curated record. The transcript has 3 exons.
AUGCCACAGUCGAGUGCGGCCAAGGUCCCUAGCCAUGAGCUGGAGGAACUUCGCCGGACCGAGCUGGAGGCGAUUGAGAGUAUUCUCGGCUUAGAUUUCCGGAUUCUUACACCCAAAGCUUGGCAUGGGGCGUCGACUUCGCACGUAGAAACGUACGAAGUCACGCUCCGCCCUGAAAUUGAUCGACAAAAAGCCCAUGUUGCCGUCGUCGUGGAAAUGUCUCUGACCAAGAACUACCCGAAUGUAGCCCCAACGUGUCGUGUCAAAGUGAAUGAUUCACGUACCCGCGGUGUCUCACGCUCACAACUCUCGCGACUGGAAGACUGCAUGAAUGCGCAAGCGCGCUCCCUAUGUGGGGCGGAAAUGAUUUGGGAGCUUGUCAGUUUUGGCCAAGAAUUUAUCAGUUCCAACAACCAGGCUCCAAAAGAGCACACAGGUACAAAACUGAGCCUGGAAGAGCGGAUGCGACAGCGUGCGGAUGCAGAAAAAGAAGAUGCACAACGUCGUACGAUUAUGGAGGAGCAGAAAAAGUCCAACGAAGAAUCGCAGCGCUCAGCCUUGCUGGCAUCGCAGAUCGAGACAGAAACACAAAAGCAGCACCAAGCGAUCAAGCAUCAAAUGAAACAGCUGCGUGAUGAGCCUUUAGUGCCCCCGUCGCCUGCCGACGAUGCUUCUUAUGGCGAAGAUAUGCAUGCCAAAGAUGCAUUGGCUCUCAGUAUGCCUAUUCUGACCUUUAAUGAGCGUAUCACUGUCGGUGAUGUGACAUUGCAGCAUAUCCAGCGUGGACCGUUGCUAGGCUCAAUCUCCAUCGGUCGCCUUUAUAUCGCCAAUCCUAUCACAUCCAGUGGCGUGUCUGACAAACUAUGGAGCAUGGAAUGGUACCCUAUAUCCUCCAGCUACUAUACCACCACGACCGGCCUAAGAAAACUGGAGGAACUCGAGCGUGAUUUGGACCAGAUCUGUGCGUUGCAGCAUCCCCACAUUGUCCCUGUGCUGCAAUGGGCACGUUUGCCGGUGCCUGAUACCCAUCCAGAAAGUUCUCUGUUGUGCAUUGUGCAUGAUCAUGCCAGCACCUUCCAGCUCAAGGCUAUGCUUCAGCAAACAGGCACAUUACCUUGGCAUAGCGUUCGGAAAAUGGCGCUGGCGCUCAUGCAAGCGCUACGUAUGAUCCACCAAAAGGGAAUAACACACCGCCGUAUCGCCCUCGAUGCCAUUCUGUUUGACAAAGACUGUAUACAGUUUUCUGGCACGCUGUAUACCCAACGUAUCGUGGACCUACACCGCUCCAAUGCGCUCAAUGCACUCUCCCCCAUGGAGACAGAGAUUCCUGUGGGCUGGCGUGCACCAGAGAGUAUCAACAGCCCACUUGUGUAUGCCCCCGCUCGCGAUAUUUGGGACCUUGGACGUGUUCUAUGUCAGAUGCUUUUCGGUGAGAAUGUAUUGCAUCAAUUUGCCUCGCCGGAGGACAUGCUCUUAUCAUUGCAAAUGCCAUCAUCGCCUCUCCGCUCUUUCUUGGAACGUAUACUGCAUCGAUCUGAAAAGCAGCGUGGAUCAGCCAGUACGCUGUGUUCCCUCUUGGAGUCGCUUCAGGACGAUGCAAUGGAAGUAUCACCGUCCACUUCGAUCACGGAGGAGACGCCUCGUGGGUCGUCUGCACCUAUAUUAUCACUCUCGCCUUGUUUUCGCCCUCGCUCUUCCGACAUGAAGGCAGCACAGAACCAUUCGGUGACGAACGACCGUAUUGGCUCCUUCUGGCAGCUACGAAACACAGCGCCACCGACAUUCCAGCCUGUAUCACGCUACUUGAGUGAUUUUGAAGAGGUCGAAUUCCUAGGGAAGGGUGCGUUUGGCGUCGUUGUCAAAGCACGCAACAAGCUAGAUGAACGUUUCUACGCUGUGAAAAAGAUUCGCCUGAGCAGUUCGGCCGCAGAGGAAGAGCGAACCAUGCGCGAGAUCAUGGCAUUAUCUCGUCUGGAUCAUCCACAUAUCGUGCGCUAUGUGACCUGCUGGAUUGAAAGAACGGCUGUGCCGUCCUUGCCCACUGGGUUUGAGACCUCUGCCGAGACGGGCUGGGACUCUCAUCCCAUGACCACGAGUCAGCAGAUGGACGCUAGUGCACUGCAAGCCCUGCAGCGGAUUGGGCAUGAGCCUAUGGAUGAUUUCCUAUCUACGGAGAAAGGCUCAGGGGAUGAUAUGGACUUUAUCGAGUUUGAUCACGACUCUUCGAGGUCGGACUCUAGUGAUGUGAGUGAAGACGAUGAGUUCUCGUCUGAAGAGAUUUCGCCCUUGUCCCACUCGGCGGAGCCCGCAAUGGCCGACUCUUCCACGCGUGUGCUAUACAUCCAGAUGGAAUACGUCGAAAACCAGACGCUGGGUGAUGCCAUUGAGCGCGGUCUCAGUAUUGAACAGGCAUGGCAUAUUUUCCGACAAAUGCUCGAGGCCCUGGCUCACAUUGCUUCGCUGGGCAUCAUCCAUCGUGACCUGAAACCAAGCAAUGUGUUAAUGGACUCGCAUGGCGACAUUAAAAUUGGCGAUUUUGGCUUGGCCACGACCAAUUUGCAUGUGAUGGACUCCGGCAUGCGUGAAUCGAUGAUGGGCAGUGCGCCUGGUGAAUCGACCGAGCUCACGUCAGGCCUCGGAACGUUUUCGUACAUUGCGCCGGAGGUGUUAUCGAAGCAGGGUAUCAGCACGCGUUACAACCAAAAAGUUGAUAUGUUCUCACUUGGUAUCAUAUUCUUCGAAAUGCUGGCGUCACAGCGAUGCUAUACAACGACCAUGGAGCGAUAUCAGCUUCUUCGAGACCUGCGACUACCCUCUAUCAUGUUCCCGAAAACCUGGGACGCGACCCAGCUUUCCGCACAGACGGAAAUCAUUCGCCAACUCCUCAACCACAAUCCUGCCGAGCGUCCUACCCCGAUGGCCAUGUUACGAUCACCGCUUCUCCCGCCCAAAAUGGAAGACGAAUUUGUACAGGAACUCGUCCGACUUGCGGCGAAUCCUUCCAGUGUACAUCGACAUGAAUUGAUUCAUGCGCUUUUCUCCCGCCCACAGACGGAUGUAUUGCGCGAUUUUACGUUCGAUACUGGGGCCCAAGGGGAGGAAGACGAUGUCCUUGUCGGCGUCGUGACACGCCAUUUGCGCGAAUUAUUCUACAGACGUGGUGCUGUGCCAUUGCAUCCGCCUUUGCUGUUUCCCGCCAACGAUGUGUACAGCGCGGAGCGGCAUCUGGUCAAAAUGCUCGAUAAGACCGGCAAUGUCGUUUAUCUUCCAUACGAUUUAACGGUUCCAUUCGCACGUAUUUGUGCGCGUAGUGGACAUACACGAUUCAAACGUUUCGACAUCGGCGACGUGUAUCGUGAAAAUGUCUUGGCCGGUGGUCAGCCACGUGCGAUCCUGGCAGCUAGUUACGACAUUGUGUCGCAGGAAAUGGAGCCUGCGUCGGAAGCUGAAAUCUUGAGCAUUAUGGACGACCUCUUGAGAAUGCCUGGUCUGGCGGGCGAGGCAUGGGUCCUUGAGCUGAGUCACGAAACGCUUCUGCGUGCCUUUUUGGACCGGUUUCCAGCACGAUUUCAUGCCACAUUGAUAUCUGCCCUGCCAGCCUUGCUGACUCGGAGCACAGAAAAGCGGGCUAAGCAACAACUUUCAGAGGCUGGACUUACAUCCUCGCAGAUCGACGAGAUUGAUGUAUGGAAAGUACGUGGUGAACUCACGCCCACGUUAGAAAAGCUGGCCGCAAUUUGGACCUCGAAUGAGAGGGCCCUAUUGUCAGAACCCAUGGCGUACUUGACCCAGAUUGUUCGUCUUGCUUCCCAAUUUGGGGUACGGCAUAAGAUUCAUCUUGUUCCGCUGCUGAGUCACAGUCAUACACAUUACAGAAACGGAGCUAUGAUGGCUGUAUGCAAGCUCGUCAAUGGUGGAAAGCAUCGCGAUGUACUUGCCAUAGGUGGGCGGUACGAUGAGUUGCUUCACCACUUCGCCUAUCCUCGCACGGGUGGACAUGAGGCUGUACAUGCCGUGGGUAUCCAGCUGGCUGUAGGCAAGCUUGUCAAAGCGAUUGCCAAGUACCAAGAAAUAAAUAUGCCACGCUUUCUUGGCCGUCCUGAUGAAGAGCGGACGCUGGGUCCUUGGACACCCCGUCGUUGUGAGUGCUAUAUUGCCGCAAGUCAAUCCGGUUUAAUGGAGGCCAAGAUUCAAAUUUGUGCCAACCUAUGGUCGCAUGGCAUUAGUGCCGAUUUGCAGUAUGAAAAUGCGGCAGGUGAAUCGCCUGAACAUUCUGCUGCGAUGUGCCGAGCGGAAGGGAUUCUCUUCUUAGUCCUCGUGCGUGCACAUUCGCCUAUCCUUAAAGUCAAGGAAGUCAUUUCGCGGGCAGAGCAUGAAGUGGCCAAAGAGGAUUUGCCUAUAUUCCUGCACGACCGUAUUGCACGACAACGUCGGUUGGAUCAGACUGCGACACACACACGCUCGCGUGACGUGGAUGGAGGCAAGUCUGCUUCGGCCACAAAAGGAUUGCCAAAUUAUACGGCGCCUAUUUCUGCACGCUCGCAUGCACAUGACGUGCACUUAGUCCUACCGCAUCGCACAGAGCGAGGGAGACGCAGUGAGCGUCGAAUGAAGCCAACAGCGCGACACGCCAUCUCCGAUCGGGCUGGUGCGGAUGUGAUGCGCUUGGCCGAUGCACUGCAAUCAGGUUCCAUGCCCAUUGUCGCUGUGGAAAUCUCGCCGUCCUUGCUAGACCGUUUUGCUCGCGUAGCCUUGGCACCGGAUGAUGUCCUCAAAUCGUUCCUCAACGAAGAGAAGCUUUCGUCGGAUGAACGGGAGUAUUUGCGUAUGAUUCACUCUUAUCUUCAAAAUCUUAUCCAAAACGACACUUCCCAUACCCAUUCGAUUCCCCAAGCCAGCGGAGGGGCCCAUGUUGGGGCGUCUUCCAAUGCCAUAACUGGCUCUGCUCCACGUGCGAUUUUGUACGCUAUUAAAGAAGGUCGUAUUGCUUUUUGCUUAUAG